Messenger RNA from Colletotrichum abscissum, 690 nucleotides. RefSeq names its product V-type proton ATPase proteolipid subunit 2. Gene Ontology annotation, molecular function: proton-transporting ATPase activity, rotational mechanism. Gene Ontology annotation, biological process: proton transmembrane transport. NCBI's taxonomy places the organism in Eukaryota, Fungi, Ascomycota, Sordariomycetes, Glomerellales, Glomerellaceae. The record is from RefSeq and is a predicted model, not a curated record. The transcript is spliced from 6 exons. Bases 1 to 690 code for a protein of 229 amino acids. Gene Ontology annotation, cellular component: proton-transporting V-type ATPase, V0 domain; membrane.
AUGCCGUUGAACUGGGGCUGGUGCGUCGGGCCGGUAUGGCGCCGAGUCACGGGUUUCUCAGCCUGUCCACAGUGCAGUCCUGAUUGGGCCUCGUCGCCGUCACCAAGCUCCAAGGUCCUGGAUCCAGGAAGCCAACAUCGCGGGAUCCUCGACACGCAUAUCCCUCCCCCCUCUGUCGGCCAUCAACACGCAUCCCCCGCAUCGAGUCCGACCACCAUUCUGCCCACCAUGGCUGAAGACUCUGUCCUCGCCCCCAAGUUCGCGCCGUUCAUCGGAAUGGCCGGCAUUGCGGCUGCCAUGAUUUUCGGAUGCAUCGGCGCCGCAUAUGGUACCGCCAAGUCAGGAAUCGGUAUUGCUGGUUGUCUGAUUCCCGUCGUCAUGUCCGGUAUCAUUGCUGUUUACUCUUUGGUUAUCUCGGUCCUCAUCGCCCAAGAUUUGGUCCCUCCCGGUGCUGGAAGCAACUACAGUUUGUUCAACGGCUUCAUGCACCUUGCCUGCGGUCUCUCCGUCGGCUUCACUGGCCUUGCGGCUGGUUACACGAUUGGUAUCGUCGGAGACAAGGGCGUGCGCUCGUACAUGGAGCAAUCACGCAUCUUCGUCGGCAUGGUCCUGAUUCUUAUUUUCGGCGAAGUCUUGGGUCUUUACGGACUCAUCGUCGCUCUUAUCCUGAACACCAAGUCCAAGGGCUAA